This is a messenger RNA of Arctia plantaginis, 459 nucleotides long. NCBI's taxonomy places the organism in Eukaryota, Metazoa, Arthropoda, Insecta, Lepidoptera, Erebidae. The record is from the annotation of a GenBank genome assembly.
AUGCUGAAAUCAGCUUCUGGUGUAUUAGCCAAUGUCCUGAAAAGGUCCUUGGUGCCUGCUGCUAGGGUCAGUGCAGUCGGAUCCGUGCGAAGGGCGCACGGCGGCCCUGUUGAAUCCGAUGAAGACUUCGAUUGCAGAUAUGAAACCUUCUUUAACAGAAAAGAUAUCGAUGGCUGGGAAAUUCGUAAGGCUAUGAAUGACCUGUGUGGUAUGGACCUUGUACCUGACCCAAAAAUCAUCAAGGCAGCACUCCACGCUUGCAGACGAGUGAACGACUAUGCACUUGCAGUCAGAUUCAUUGAAGCUUGCAAAGACAAGUGUGGCCCUAAAGUGAAUGAAAUCUACCCUUACAUCAUUCAGGAAAUAAAGCCCACAUUAACCGAGCUGGGCAUUGAAACACCAGAGGAACUUGGCUAUGAUAAACCUGAAUUAGCAUUAGAGAGUGUCUUUGAAAUCUAA